Scutellospora calospora is the source of this 768-nucleotide messenger RNA. The record is from the annotation of a GenBank genome assembly. NCBI's taxonomy places the organism in Eukaryota, Fungi, Glomeromycota, Glomeromycetes, Diversisporales, Gigasporaceae.
AUGUCUCAUAAUUUUACGAUCAACGUAACUUCCCCGAUGAGAUAUCAAACUCCAAAUUUUUCUGUGUUCACCCCACUAAUUAACCUUCCAUUUCCACCCACCAUUAAGGCCGCUGAGAUUGUUGAUAGAAGAAAAUCCUCACAAUUAACUAUGAAAAGCCCAAACGCCUUUUUUAUUUACCGCAAGGCUUUUCUAGACCAUCUUUCCGAAACUUAUAAAGAUCUUAAGAUGACCGAUGUCUCUAAAUUGGUUGGAAUUUGUUGGAGAAAUGAACCAGAAGUUGUUAAAGAAGAAUAUAGAAAACUUUCCAAACAAGUCGAGAUUGAAUUAAAUAAUAAACGUCAAAAGAAUGUUUCAUUUCGUAGAGUUGUUUGGAAAAAUUCAAAACUUAGUGAUCUUUCUUAUUCGUCUAAUCAAUUUGUAUUUUAUGAAUUUAUUCCAAAUCCUUCUCAGAAUAGUUUUGAUUCAACUUCUGAUACACCUUCUGUUUCAGCUCCUAUAACAACUCCAUCAACCGAAAAUACUACACCAUUUUUUUUAAGUCCAGUUCCGAACGUGAAUUAUUCGUUUAAAGAUCAAUUUAAUGUCGUGUCUCAAGACAAUAUGGAUAUUGAAUUAUUACCUGAUAUAAUCCAACACGACAAUAAUGAUAAUUUGGGGUCCGAUAUGUUUGAUCCUUAUUCAAAUCCUUUAUUUGUCUACGAUGUUAUCCAACAGCAAAAUGACAUUGUUGAUCCAGGCAACAAAUUUGGUCUCGAAUUUCCUUAA